UUCAAUUGGAAUACCAUCUCAAAACAUUUUUAUCGGUGUAUUGUUCAUAUUUGAUUAUCAAAGAGAUGUUAUCAGUAAAUGUAAACUUUUCAUCUCGCUCUUUUAGUAUAUCACAUUUCUGCAUCGUAGAAAAUUGUGAUCGGACUAUUAUGUUAUAAUUGAUCAUUUCCUCUGUAAUUCGUACAUUUAAUGCACCUGUAAGAAUAUUGGACUUCUUCUCAUUCUAGUCAAAAUAAAAAAAAUUAUAUAAUGUCCGAUAAAGAGCGUGUAGAUACAAAUAAGCGCGUUACCGGUAAUCAUCACGAAAAGCCGGCUGUUCAUGAAGUCAAGAGUGUCAUUCCCAAGCGCAGACAAGAACUUUUGAAGUGGAAUGGCUGGGGAUACAAGGAUUCAAAAUUCUUGUUGAAUUCCAAAUUAAAUCAACUUGAGUUUUCUGGAAAUAGGUAUCCUAUAGGCAGUAAAGUUUUACCAAAUUUUAAAUCAUGGGUUGAGAAUGUGUUUGGUAUUGAUUUAAGUGUUCAUUUUGCCCCACAGGAUGCAAUAAAAGAUGAAGAUAUACCGAAACCAAUUUUAAAUGAAAUGUUUUUAGAUGAAUUUAAGGAACUUGGAAUUGAUUAUACAUUGGAUCCUCAAGAUCGACUCUUCCGAGCACAUGGUCAUACUAUGAGAGAAAUAUUCAUUCUACGUUCUGGAAACUUUGAAAGAAUUCCAGACAUUGUGAUUUGGCCCACUUGCCAUGAUAAUGUCUUGCAUAUUGUCCAACUAGCUGUGAAACAUAAUGUUGUGAUUAUCCCUUAUGGCGGUGGAACAAGUGUUUCAUGUGCUGUAGAAUGUCCCCCAAAUGAAAGAAGAAUGAUUAUUUCCUUAGAUACAUCACAAAUGAAUAAAAUUUUGUGGGUGAAUAAAGAUAACAGUACUGCUCUUGUGGAAGCAGGAAUUAUUGGUCAAGAUUUAGAGAGAGAGUUGGCUAAAUUUGGCUUCUGUACUGGUCAUGAGCCAGAUUCAUGUGAGUUCAGUUCCUUGGGAGGCUGGGUUGCAACUCGAGCCUCUGGCAUGAAAAAGAACAUCUAUGGAAAUAUUGAAGACAUGGUUGUCCAUAUACGGAUGGUUACUCCUCAGGGAGAAAUACAAAAAAAUUGUCAAGUACCAAGAAUAUCUAGUGGACCAGACAUUCACCAAUUUAUUCUUGGUUCUGAAGGAACCCUUGGAGUUGUAACAGAAGUAAUAAUAAGAAUCCGACCUAUUCCUCCUUGUAGUAAAUAUGGAUCCAUUGUCUUCCCAGCAUUUGAACCAGGUGUCAAAUGCCUCAGAGAAGUUGUGCGACAGCAAUUAAAGCCUGCUUCCAUGCGAUUAAUGGAUAAUCUGCAAUUCACAUUUGGUCAUGCCUUAAAACCUGAAGCAUCAUCUGUGAUACAGUCUUUAAUAGAUCAAGUGAAAAAGUUUUAUGUCACACAGAUAAAAGGAUAUGAUGUUCAUAAAAUGUGUGUUGUCACUCUUUUGAUGGAGGGUACAAAGGAGGAUGUUGAAAACUUGGAAAAGCGGAUUUACAAUAUUGCAUCAAAAUAUGGUGGGAUGGCAGCAGGUGAAGAUAAUGGCAAAAGAGGUUACAUGCUUACAUAUGUCAUAGCUUAUAUUAGGGACUUAGGAUUGGAUUACGGAGUUGUAUCAGAAUCUUUUGAGACAUCAGUACCAUGGGACAGAGUAAUUGACCUGUGUAGAAAUGUGAAGGACCGUAUACAGAGGGAGGUUCGCAAUCAUGGAAUUCAGUUUCCGGCCUUUGCUUCCUGUCGUGUCACUCAGUCCUACGAUGUUGGAGCCUGUGUGUAUUUUUAUUUUGCCUUUGGUUAUUAUGGCCUUUCAGAUCCUGUUCAUACUUAUGAGAGCAUCGAGGCUGCUGCCAGGGAUGAAAUAAUAGCCAGUGGAGGAAGCAUUUCACAUCAUCAUGGAGUGGGAAAACUGAGAAAACGUUGGAUGUCACAGACAGUGUCUGAUGUUGGCAUCAAUAUGAUUCGAGCAGUAAAAGAAAAAAUAGAUCCACUUAAUAUAUUUGCUAAUGGAAAUUUGUUCGAAUCAAAUAGCAAGUUGUGAUUAAAUCAAAAAAAAAAAAAAAACAUUGUCAUUUUGCUCAAAAAUUUUGUUCUAAAAAAUCUUAUUUUUAGUCUUAUUGAUUUAUGAGUUUAGUUGGUGCUUUUUAUUUCCCCCUUUUUUACAAAGGCCAGUAGCAGUUUUUUUUUUUUUUUUUUUUUUUUUUUUUUUCACCCUUUCUGUUUAAUGUUUUGUGAUGUCUGACUAUUUGUAUGUAAAUGUCAAAUGUUAAAAAGAACCUAAAUAAUGGCAUUUUUAAAUAACAGACAGGGGAUUUUCCUGAAUGAAAAUGUGACAUUGCUGUGAUUGAUUGAGCUGUUGAAACUUUAAAAUGAAGCAUUUGCAAUAUUUGUUUAAAAUUAUUUUAAAGUAAAUAGUUGAUGAAUAAAUUUAUAUUUUUAUUUCGAUAAAUGUUGUUUGAAACUUAAUUUUUAUAAGUUUGAUUAAGUCUCUAGAAUUGAAUUAAUAUAUCAUUUCCUGCUAACUAUCCAUGUGUAUCAAAAUGUAUGUAUAACUUUAAAACAACAAAUAACAAUCUUUGCUAUUGGUAAAAAAUAAUCAUAUUUUCUGUUCAAUAGCUUUGAAGUUCACUUUACUGCAAGAUGUUCAGAUUAGUGCAUCUGAUUUGCACUCAGCCCUUUCUUCGAACUUAUUAAUUGACUUGAUUUUAAAGAUUAAAAGAAACUUGUAUUUAGUAGUAUUAAAAAAAAAAUAAUAUUAUCUUCAAAUUAUUCUGUCUUUAUUUUAGUAAUAAUGAUAAUGCUUAUUAAAUAUGAUGGUAAGGGGGGUUUCCCCGUUGGAAAAAGAAAAAAUUUGUAAUAUGUAUUUUUUAUAGUUGCUAUGUUUUAAUAUAUUUUUGGAAUUAAAGUAUGAAUUAUAAAAAAUAGAAACUUUAAACACAUUUUGAAUUUAUUUCUGAUAUUAUGGCUAAAUUACAAUUUCUUUUAAACAAGCAGUAUAAUUAAAAUCAUAUUCCUUUUUAAGUGAAAUGUAUCAUUUUUUAAAAUUUUAUUUAAAUAAGCUGAUGUUUCAAAGAAUGCAUUGUAAAACAAGAAACAUAUAGUAUAAGCAAAUUGCAUUUCAUAUCAUAUUCAGAGUCUUUUAGUGUGUCCCCUUUUAAGUAAUUACUAGCUUUUGAUGUUGCAUUUUUGAAAUAAAUGAAAAAAAUUGUUAAUGCUUGUAUUAAAAAAAUGUUUGCUGUUUUGAUCUUAUGAAAAGUGCUAUAUUUUUUUCUGGUGUUUUACUUUCCAAAAAUAAUUCAAGAAUUUAUAAAUGAUUCUUUUUUUAAAAUCACUUUAACAUAUUAGUACUGACUGAAAGGUGUUUUGUAACAAACAUGUAUAUUUAGAGCAUCACAAUGUAAUCUUAUGCAAUGCUCUUUUAUAUUAACUAGUCUUUUAUUUUAUUGUAGUUCUAAUCUAUUCUUUUUCUAUGUUAUUAACUAGUCUUUAUGUUUCUGUUUAAUUCUGAGCUAAAUUAUUCUCGCUUUAGAGUAGUCAUUUUUUUUUUUUU
Messenger RNA from Argiope bruennichi, 3597 nucleotides. Its product is annotated as alkyldihydroxyacetonephosphate synthase, peroxisomal-like. NCBI's taxonomy places the organism in Eukaryota, Metazoa, Arthropoda, Arachnida, Araneae, Araneidae. Gene Ontology annotation, molecular function: alkylglycerone-phosphate synthase activity; FAD binding. The record is from RefSeq and is a predicted model, not a curated record. The coding region runs from base 250 to 2088 and encodes 612 amino acids. The transcript has 19 exons. Gene Ontology annotation, biological process: lipid biosynthetic process.